ACUUGUUAUGCAAUUUCAAUUCUCAAAUUCGUCAUCCAUUUAAUUUUAUGCAAUUUCAAUUUCAUCCCAAGGUUUGUAAUAAGGGGGCCAUCCACCUUCUUUGGCUUGUCCAUUAUUUAUCUACUACAUCCGAAAUAGACGGGCAUCUAUAUCUUUAGCCAAGAUCAAGAAUACGACCCUGACGUCAGCCAUCAAUUCCGCCAUUUCCGAUCGGCUGCUGCAAUCAUUUACACAAAAAAACAACCAAUUAAGUGAACUGCAAAAAUAUGUUAAAUCGACCAGCAGAUGGCGUAGGUAGUCAGUUUAGAGCCUAAAGGCGGGAAGCGGAGGGAGGUCACUGCAGGAGAGAAAAAAGGAGGGAACUAUUUAGAAAGCGCGUAGCGUCCACGUUUCGAGUUCCAUUUAUUAUUCCAUUCCUUCAGUUACCUGCUGUGCCCACGGCGCAUACCUUGGCCCUCGCCAGAGUCGAGUUGUGUGUGUGCUGCUGCUGUGAGAUGCGGGUGAACGGUUGAGUUUUUUUUUUUUGGUCGGUGCUGUGCUUUUUCAACUCGUCUAUUCAUGUCGCCAUCGACUCAAAACGACGAAAUUUCCAACAGAAAAAGAACCAGAAAUCAACACGUGGCAUUUCAUCCAAACGAAGAAAAAGUGUUCAAGUGUAGUGAUUGGAGUGCAACCAGCAGAAAAAGUGGUUCAUUGGACGGCCAUUCUCCUCGUGUGUUUAUGUCUUAAUCAUCAUCGUGUUUUUUGGCAAUAUUAGUUGUGUCGUUUAGAAUUUUUACGGUACAUCGGAAACCAACGCCCCAGUUGAAUGACAGGUGGUACAACAAUUACUGAAAAUAUUCCACUCUGAUUCAUUCGGUUGACUGAUCCCAUCGAAUCAGGCGAAUUUGAUGUGAUUAUAUGAAGCCCCAUGUGCGUUAUGGCCAUACACCACACUCGACGGCUGGUGGUGGUGGCGGGGCUGGAUCUUCCGUUGCUGCCGGACGUAGCCAUCAACUGUACCGGCGGCCUGGCGGAGGUGAUGACGAUGACUCCUCGAUGAUUGAAGAAUACAAACUGGAGGAGCAAUUAGCACCGUUCUACGAGACGACCUCCUCCUCGUUGUCGGAACGCAACGAACGAACAUCCUCCUCCGCACAACAACAAUCGGCCCGAUGUUUCCUGCCGUCGGCCUCGCAAUCGCCCGGCAAACCGGCACUCAGGACCAUCUCCAUCAUGGAGACACUUAGUGAGCUGACGAGUUCGCAAUCAGCUCGCGCAAGCGGAGCGGAUGCAGGAUCGUCUACAACAGCCACCAGUCGGAUACGACGUCCACCAGAAGAGACUUCAUCUUCGUCGUCUUCUGGUGGAACGCAAUCUAAACCUCAUCCGGGCACGUCUCACGCCAGUGUGACGGCCCAACAAAUCGGCAUCCAGCGACGGAUGAAGAAAGGAGAUAACAACAAUGGGAACCCUAUGGUGGCCAUGGCCAGCUUGUUAGACAUUCCCCAGUGGUAUCCUACUACGAAAGGGAGAGUUGCAUCCGGCCGGACGGAUGCAGGGGGCCCGAGUGUCAGUAGUGAAAGAGUGUGGGAUGUUUCUCAUUUCGCAAUUGGAAGGCCGUCCACCAACAAACAUCAGGGAAACAACAACAAUUUGACGGCCCACCGGAAUAAAGCCCGUAGUGUCCAGGAUAUGCUGCUUCUCCAUAGCCCGUCGAAAUCGAUCCAGUCCCACAAGAAUAACGUGACGUCUAGCGCGUCGGGUGUCGUUGUGUCAUCGGCCACCAGUGCGCACGGUUACGGUUCCCUGGAAAGGAGACGAAGACGACGUCCAGGCGCGAGAGCUGGAACAGCAGGAUUCGGUGUUGGCGUGUCUGCCCGACGCGGUGAAACGGAUUGGGAACGCGAAGCGGAUGAGGAAGAUGACGACGAAGAACAUGUCCGUGUCUAUGGCGGUGGUUUGGGGGUUGAUGGAAGGCAUGACACUGAACCGAUGUAUCCCAUGCAAAGUGCUGUGCCCCUCUUCCGGCAACAACCAUCGAAAAAUCAUGGACGGAAUAAUAAAAACAAUCCUGUUGCGGAGGUGACUCGUCACAAUUACAAACCGCCGGCCGAAUGGUUCAAAGAGAAACGACCUUCACCUGCACAACAAACCAACAGAGUGCUCAAGGUUGGUGGAGGUAGUACAUCAGCGCCGGAACAACAGCAGAUGUUGCUGAAUAAGGAACGUGGACAGACGCCGGAUUGGAUUCACAAAAUCUUUGAUGUUGCUCGUCGUGGCCAUUUGUUAAAACUGCAACGAGUUAUGACCGGAAUGGAACCGACUUUAGUGAGAAACCUGUCGGAUCACAGAGGUAACAACCUGUUGCACGUCCUGGCCGGCUCGGGAAAUGCUGACGCUUUGGCCUGGCUCUGCUCGUCGUUCGGUCCGGAGAUGCAGGAUGCUCUUUUAGAUGAAAACAAACGAGGAUUAACGCCCGUCGUUGCGGCUAUCCAGGCCGGAAGACUUGAAGCGCUCCAGUUUCUUGUCGAUCACACAUCCGCACGUGAUCGAUUAGCUCCCGUUGAUGGUGACCGAUGUCUUUUGCAUAUCGCUGCCAAAUACGGCAAGAUCGAUUUAGUGGCAUGGCUUGCCCAGUAUAUGGAAUCGCAUGGAUUCGAAGUCGAUUUGCGGGACCAUUGCGGACAGACGCCGCUCCAUUUAGCCGCUAGAGCCGGACACGCAUCUGCCGUUGCCAUCUUAGUGGCCCACGGUGCUGACGUCACUGCCAAGAAUGACAUGGGUCAUCGUCCUCUGGAUCUGGCCAGCGCCAACGGCCAUGUGGGAGUUGCACAACUGCUCCGGCUCCACGAUGCCGCUCUCUGCCUGUCGUCGGAAACACUGGAGGCCAACGAAGAAUUGGACAACCUGCGUGGAGACUAUGCCGAACUCAAAUCCUACUUCAGGCAUGUGCUUAAAAUCUAUGAUGAUGACUUGGCUCUCUCUCUCUCUCUCUCUCUCCUCUCUCUUUUUUCUAUGAAUAUAUUGUAUAUAUGCCGGAGAAGGGAGCGAGAGAAAACCUUGAGGCUCUAUUGUGCUACUACGUACUUACCUGGACCUUUCUUCUUUUUCAUUUUUAUGACCCCAUCAUUUUUCAUGUUUUAUUUUUUUUUUUUCUGGGGGGGGGGCCCUCUUUUUCUCAUUCCUUUUUGUUAUUGCAGGGACGUGCUGGUGAUUGGCAAGCGCUUCGCCAAAGAACGAGAUGAAAUGUGCCGCCAGCUGGGCAGACUCUACGAGGACGUCACAUCGCUCCAUCAGGCUUUACUCUUUGAACUGAGGACCCUACACCGAGAUCUGGCGGGUGUUAGGGAUCGAGUCAGCAGUUCUCGCAAAGCUGGAGAAAUCGCAGAUCGCAAUUUGGACGAAAGCGUCGCCGUAGUCGAAGCGUUGCACGAUAAAUGGCAAAGCCAACAACGUAGUUGGUUCUCGAGUAAUUUAGCCGACAUGGAACAUCGUUUGCUCAUGGCCGAAGACGGCUGGAAACGAUUGCGUACGUCAACCAAUACCAAACACCGUACUUGUCAAAUCAGACCUCACGAGCUUCUCAGGAGUCGACUGGCAGCUGUCAACGCCCAGGCCAGCAAUAUCCAAUGUGACGUGACGACCCUGUCAUCCGACGAAGGCUCUUUAUACUCGGGUUGUUGUCAAUCGGCUGGAGCCAGCUCGGAUGGUGAGGAAGACGAAGCCUUAGUGUCCAUCGAGUCUGGCAACUACAACAAUAGUGCCCAUUUCUCGCCACCGGCAAUCAACAGCGCUGCAACCAGUCGAGCGGCAGGAGAGAGUGUAGCGGGUUCAGCAGCGGCUAACACGAGUACCACCGGCCCACCUACUUGGUUCAAGAGCCCGAGGAGUUUGGCCGUUGCCUUCAAGUCACGUCAGGCUGCUAGCGGCCACGCCCGAAAUGGAACGGCGGCAGCCGAUUCAACAAGUGGGGCCGACAGCGUCUACGGCACUUUACACGCAGCCGUCCGCAACAUGGGCCAUAAUCCAAGUGAGCAAGAAAUCAAGGAGCAGCAACAGCUGCUGGAAAGAAGCUAUCACCGGAAGAAGCCGACACCUUCUUCAUCUCGGCAAGAACUCCGUAAGAAAUUGCAAGAAGUCAAACUCACAUCGGAAUCCGGCAACGCCUCGGUGAUUGAAGUCAUCGAGCCAUCUAGUAGCGAAGGUGAUGACCACGAUGAUGUCCUGGACGGACGGACGCCGCGAGAUCAAUCGACACCCUUACGGGGUAGUAAUACGCGAUCGUUUAACGCUUCCUUCUCGGAAGAAUUGGAAAGAGCAAGGCAAAGUAAACGGAUGCAUAACAAUCCAUCGGUGGCGAAUGAAUCCGUUGCUGCUGGAGUGGCUGCCGCCACCGCGUCGGCCAAUGCCAACACAAAAACAUUAGCCGAACCAGAUUUACUGGCUGGAACAGUCCCCGUUAUGGCUGGAUCGUCUUCACGGAGUUGUCACGAUCUCAGUCUGGUCCAGCGACUCGUCGAUCAGCAACAAUUGGCAGAGCAUCAGCUGGCCACUGGCGAUGAUGCAGAGAUAACUGGUAACUCGACGAGAAGCCAUUCCAGCUUGAGCAGCAGUAACAACACAGCUGUGACGUCAGUAUCGGUCCCGGCUGCUGCUGGGUCACGCAAAAAAAGCGGAGGAUUUCUCACGAAAUUUGCAUUGAAAGCGCGUUGGCCAUCUAAGCGUUCCAGCAAAUCCAGUUCGGCUGAAUCGCCAUCUUUAUUGACGCCUGCAACGUCGCCGGUCGCGUGUGGCUCUCCGCAAACGACGGCCGAGACGGAAAGUGGCCCGUCUGAUUUCAGCUUAGGCGACUCGCCAUCGACGACAUCGCCGCAAACUGUCCAUCAUCAUCAUCAUCGUCAGUGCGAAGAAGAAGAAGAAUCGACGGCAGGGACAUCUGCCGGGGUAGUUGCCGGAUUGAGUCAGAUGUUUGAGGACAUGUCCAUGUCCGGAAUGGUCAAAUCACCGACGAAACCAAACGCUCAAGUCGCCCAGCUUAUGGCGGCCAGUCUUGAAAAACGUGCGAGUCACUCAUUGGCUGGCCCUGAAUCGUUGGAUGGAUCGCGAUGUAAAUCCGCAGCGGCUGGAUCGACGGCGGCGGAAUCUGCCAAUCAACAGGUGGUGAUGGAUUUGCCGCCGUCCACGUCCCCUCCGCCAGUACCACUGGAGAUUGAAACGUACAAUUCAAUGUCUCCGUCUAGUCAGAAUGAAACGUCGUCCUCGUCCGUGUGCAGUUCCGGCGGUACUAACGUAGUCGGUGGAAUGCAACCACCUCCGCCACCUCCGCGGUUCUCGACCAACAGCAAAGGAUCAUCGGAUUUAUCAUCGAGCAGUAGCAAAGUGAGCAGCACGUCGGGCGGAGGAGUCAGCGGUGGAGUCGGUGUAGGAGGAGCCACACCAGGUUCAUCCUCAGCAUCAUCGUCGACAUCGGCUUCACAUGGAGGUGCGGAAUCGCUUAGUGUAGCUGCCUCAGAGGAUUCGGGCAUCGUUAUGGCACGUCCGGCUUCAUCCGCAUCGAAAUCGGAUUCAUCACCUCGUCAUCCGCCUUCGUCAUCCUACACAUUCACGAAUUCAUCGACGUUCAGUCCACUACGCAAAGCAACGCUUACGGGUAGCGGGAGUACGUCUUCUACGUCGACACAUCAAUCUCUCCAGUCCCAGGCGGAUGCUGAACGACACGGUCUAUCAUCUCCAGCACCGUCCGAUUGCAUUUCGAAAGCGGAAUCGACAGCGAGUGGUGACCUGCUUCUUUCCAAAACGGAAUCGAUGCGACAUUUCCGUCAAUUGGCUCGUAUCGAAGAGCAAGCAGCGAGCACAACUGGUGUCGUGACUGGGCAAAUGGUGGUGGAUGGCCAUUCGGAUAGGAAACCCGUCGAACAUAUGACAUCAACUCAGGCCGGCCAAGAUGCAAACGUUGAAAUGGCUCACCAAUCCGGUCAGAUAUUGACGUGGAGAGAAGCGAAACUGAAGAAUCAAGUUGUUACUCCACCGCCACUUGAAGAACGACUCAAUAAGACACGCGUGAGAUUGGAAGAGAAGAGCAUCCGGACAUUAAAGAAACGACAUCAUCACGUAACGGAACGGCCGUGGUACGACGUAUCCGACGAUGAAUCGGAUUUGUUGACGCCCGAACGUCUCACCAAGCUCAAAACGUCCUUGUCCAGCAGCGACAGUCCCAGCAGCGACAGUAACGGUAGCCACGGCAGUAGUAGCAGUGGCGAAGAGGAAGAAGUCUGAGGUACCCCUAAUUACGAAUUUAGUGGGAAACUAAUUGAUCAUUUUUGAACGUAAGAAAUAAUUAUUACAAGUCCACCCAGUUGCCAUAUAUAUUAUACAUACAGUACAUUAUAUAUUAACUAAGUAUUUUUCAAUCCUUCAACUUCUGUCAGUUUUAUUUUAUUUUUUAUUUUUUUACCGAGUCCUAGAGGAAGACACAAGACCUCGCUUUUUUCAAUGUUUAAAAUUAAUUUGGUUAGAACGACUAAGGCUGCCAACAGUGUAAAAACAGGUUUAUUGUAUAGUUACUUAAGAAUUUUUCGUGUUGCCAAAUACCUCCCCUCGUAUGGCUCUACGUACAGUUAACACCUGCUUUUUUCUUGAUCAAAGGCCAAUGCAAACAUUAGUGAAAAAGCUAGCUGAAUGUAGGAGUGCCAUAUAAUAUUUGAUUUGUAACGUAAAUUUCUAGCGAUCGAAAACAGAAAAGCAUUUCGAUGCGUGGUUGCCAUUUACUUCGCUGUAAGUAAAGACCACCCUACACACGUUUGUGCAUAAGCCCCUGUAUACAGUAGCCAGUCUGAAACCCUUUUUACAUACUUAUAUACAGUAUAUACACCACUUAUAUAAUAUAUAUAUGAGUCUUGUUGCUUAAACAAUCUUAUGAUUGAUUUUGUUUAACUUUUUCCCAUGUGUUUUUAUUUUUAAAUCAGACCUUGAAAAUGUUUUGCGGUUCAAGUGGAUCAGGGAUCUUUUUAAUUCGUGUCUUCCCCUAAAUAUUUUUUUUUUUUUCGCUUUCCCUCUGUUUAGCAUUAGAAAAACAUAACCAAACUUAUUUGUGGUUAUUGCGCGUCCCAUCAUUUUCACAUGUCAUUUUAUAUAUUAAAAAAGAAACAUAAAAGAAAAAAAAAA
Daphnia magna is the source of this 7146-nucleotide messenger RNA. RefSeq lists its product as uncharacterized. Lineage: Eukaryota; Metazoa; Arthropoda; Branchiopoda; Diplostraca; Daphniidae. Gene Ontology annotation, molecular function: ubiquitin protein ligase binding. Bases 901 to 6258 code for a protein of 1785 amino acids. The record is from RefSeq and is a predicted model, not a curated record. The transcript is spliced from 9 exons.